Molecule: messenger RNA, 2302 nt
Organism: Struthio camelus australis
Lineage: Eukaryota; Metazoa; Chordata; Aves; Struthioniformes; Struthionidae
Source: RefSeq, a predicted model, not a curated record
AUGAGUGCAAACAGGGCUGAAAUUGAAAAAUUUCAGGGUUCUGAAGGCAAGAAGGAAGAUGAAGAAAAGAAAUACCUUGAUGUUAUCAGCAACAAAAACAUAAAGCUGUCAGAAAGAGUUCUGAUCCCUGUCAAACAGUAUCCAAAGUUCAAUUUUGUCGGGAAAUUGCUUGGACCAAGAGGAAACUCCUUGAAGAGGUUGCAAGAAGAGACAGGCGCAAAAAUGUCUAUCCUGGGGAAAGGCUCCAUGAGGGAUAAAGCUAAGGAGGAAGAACUAAGGAAAAGUGGAGAAGCCAAAUAUGCACACUUGAGUGAUGAGCUUCACGUGUUAAUUGAAGUGUUUGCUCCACCUGGGGAAGCAUAUUCUCGUAUGAGUCAUGCCUUGGAAGAAAUAAAAAAAUUCCUCGUUCCUGAUUAUAAUGAUGAAAUUCGUCAGGAGCAGCUGAGAGAACUGUCGUAUUUGAAUGGCUCUGAGGAUUCAGCGCGUGGACGGGGCAUUCGAGGAAGAGGAAUCCGCGUGCCACCUGCCGCUCCUUCAAGGGGACGUGGGGGUGCUAUUCCUCCGCCCCCACCUGGACGAGGUGCCCAAGCACCCAGAGGAGCUCCAGUGACGCGUGGAGCGCUCCCGGUCCCUCCAGUAGCGAGGGGCGUUCCCACCCCACGGGCACGGGGUGCUCCGGCUGUCCCUGGCUACAGACCACCCCCACCACCUGCACAUGAGGCUUACGAAGAAUAUGGAUAUGAUGAUGGAUAUGGGGGUGAAUAUGAUGAUCCAAGUUAUGAGGCAUAUGACAACAGUUAUGCCACUCAAACACAAAGCGUGCCUGAGUAUUAUGACUAUGGUCACGGAACAAGUGAAGACGCUUAUGACAGCUACGCACAAGAAGAAUGGGCCACAACCCGUUCCAGCCUAAAGGCACCACCUCCAAGGUCAGCCAGAGGGGGUUACAGGGAACACCCCUAUGGUAGAUAUUGAAGGUCUUCCUCAUCUGUGACCUCAUCACAAAGACAAUUAAUAGCCUGUGGUCUCCACAUAAACAGCAACAAGACAAGGACUCACAGGCUUUGGACAGCUAAGCAGCAGAUCUGCUAAGAAGUGUUCAGGCAUGAACAGCAAUUGCAAGACAGCUAACCUGAAGACGCUCAGCUGGGUUUUGCUACAUGAAGGUCUCGUUUCCCUUCCUUUGGCAAUUACACCAACGUCCUGGAAGAACUGUCUAAUGCUGACUAAUGUCUUCUAUUUUACAUCUACAAGUAUGGGACUCUACAGGUACAGAGCACUUCAUUAUGUGCAGGAGCAGAAAUGCUUAAAUGGAUGAAGCAGCUAUUUACGUCUGAUAGGAGCUAAGUGGGACAUUAAAUUAAUGCCAAACAAGUCGGUGUGACUUUAAUCAAGGAAAAAAAUCUAAUGAAUACCAAUUUGAAAUAUAGCAUUUGGAAAGGUCAAAAUGGUACGUUACAUCCUUAUUAUCCAAAAGAACAGAUGAGUGUAAUAUCCUGACAGCAUUUUCCUGUGAAGAAGAUAUUAAACAAGAACUGAAAAUGGCACAAGGUUCCUUCUUUCUUUCUUUCUUCUGACAAAGAUUGUAAUGAGAUGAUGAAACUGUACAAAAUAAAUCUCUUCCUGCUUUAAUGUUCAGACUGUGGAUCCUACCUAGAUUUCAAAAAUGUAAGCUAAUCAAAGAGCCCAUACACAUGCUAUUCUUUUCAAGUAUAUCCAUAUGAAGUAGAAGUCUUUUACAAUACAUUUUCCAACUUAUAUGACCCAGUUUACAUGAAUAUUUUCUAAUCUGAACAAUGGGAAGAAAUGGUAACAGAAGGCACACAGCGCAGUAAGUUUUGACAAAUACUAACUGUGGUAAACUAUAAUAAAUAAUGCACUGCAUGAUCACUGCUCAAAAUGUAGAUUUUUCUACUUCCAUUUGAAUAGACAUUAGAGCACAGAUAGUAUACUCCAAUGCAAGGCACAUCAUUACAUAUAUUCUACUAUGGAGAGCCUCUGAAGUAUGGAACUAUUUGAAGGUAAAAGAAUUUGUAGUAUAUGCAAUAGGAAACUGAUUAAUGCAUUGAACUACCUCAGUUUGCUUACUUAAAUCAUUAUCUCCAUGAUCACUCUUCCUUCGGUUCUGUAGCUCUGAGGAAAGAAAAAAAAAACUUUUGGAACUUGAGAUGUUAUAGUUUAGCACUAAACUACACCAUCAGGAUCCUCAUAUUAAAUCUGAUCAUGACAACCCAAGAAAUGCUGUGGUUAAAAAUAAAAAAAGGGUAUAUGAAAUACACAUUUAUUGGUUUUUUGUAUUCAU